This is a messenger RNA of Xiphophorus couchianus (Monterrey platyfish), 6628 nucleotides long. Its product is annotated as WW domain binding protein 1-like. The transcript is spliced from 6 exons. Lineage: Eukaryota; Metazoa; Chordata; Actinopteri; Cyprinodontiformes; Poeciliidae. The coding region runs from base 492 to 1940 and encodes 482 amino acids. The record is from RefSeq and is a predicted model, not a curated record.
AUGAUGUAGUCACCCUAUUUCAGGAAUGUUUUCAAACAGAUGUUUUUCCUGGUUUCCUCCAGGAAGUGUUCGAGCGGUGUGACUGAAAGCCAUGCAGCCCCGCUGAGGCAGCCUCCGUGCGGCUGUUGCUGGGAGCUCCGGCCAAUCAAAGCCGCAGCUCUUCGGCGCAAGUAGUUUGGUGGCUGAGGAAGCAUGACAUCACGCUCAUCUCCGUCCCUCUCCGCUACAAACUCCUGCUGAAACGUGGACCCGUCCCCGCAGCAGCAAUAGGAUAUGUGUCCUCCAGCGUGCAUGUACAGUGAGAUUUGACGCAGCUUUCAGUGUUUACUCCGACACAGGUCCGGUGUGUGCGGCAGAAAAAGGGUGGGAGGACGUGGGGGGAGAGGAAUGGCGGUGGACGGUGCCGUGUCUGUGGAGUGGGACAACGGUGAUCGAGCCUUCACUGUGUAACUUGUGCUUUCUGAUGUGGAGCCUGAUGCUCGGCUGUCUUCAUGGAUCCAGAGAAGACGCUGACUUUCUGCCUCGGGCUGAAGGCUCAAGAGAUGACAAUGUCCCUGCAGGAGCUGGUUGCACCUGAAGCUGUAACGGUGCCUGUGCUGAAGAUUGACCGAAACACAGCUGACAAGGUGGUGGAGCAUCAUGUCGGCUCUGGCAGGCUGCCUGUGGUCAGUCCCAAGUACUGUCCAGGAGCCAACAACAGUCCAGGUUACCGGUGUGAAACAGGACACUGCUGUGGAGAAACGGGCUGCUGUACCUAUUACUAUGAACUCUGGUGGUUUUGGCUGCUAUGGACGGUCCUGAUCCUCUUCAGCUGUUUCUGUGCUUACCGGCACCGCCGAGCCAAGCUGAGAAUCCAGCAGCAGCAAAGGCAAAGGGAAAUCAAUCUAAUCGCUUAUAACGGAGCCUGUAACUACCCGUCUUCAAUGUUGGACCUCAGUUUCCUGACUUCCCUGAAGCUGCCCUCCUAUGAGGAGGUGGCUGCCCAGCCCAGCACGCCUCCUCCUCCUUACAGCUCCAUCUUUGCCCUCCAGGGAGGGACCUCAGCAGGGCCCAGCUCUUCUUACCCCCAUCACCACCACCACCGUCACCCCUGUCCUCCGUACCUGGGCCCCGGCACCAGUGGGCUGACCUCCUCCCAGAGCUCCGACAACUACACCAGCUGCUCCUGCGAGUCCUGCUCUCUCACCUCCCCAUCCAGCACCUCCUUCUCGGUCCAGGUGACCGACGAGACAUAUGACAGCAGCCGUGUGUCCACACCCAGUGAAGCUGGGGGUGACUACGCUGUCGUGCCGAGGUCAUCGCCUUCCCCGUCUCAAGUUUCCCCGGAUGUGAUACCCGCCGCCACUCCUGACGUCAUACCAGUGCAGCGACGCUCCUCUGCUGGCAGCGACAGACUCUCGCCUCCUUGUCCUCCGCUUUCCCUCCCUUUACACUCACAACUCUCACAUCCCGCUCGCCUCCCUCUCUCCCCCCUCGUCCUGUUAUCUUCUGCUCCUCCUGGUCAAGUUCAUUUCCUCGUGCCCUCUGACCCACCGGCGGCUGUGGAGGCCUCACCCUCGCCUUGCGAUGUAACGCCGUCUCCUUCCGUAAAGGAUCUGCACUCACCGAACACAAAUAAUAAAGAGGAGCAAAAACAAGAUAGAGACGAAGAGGAGGAGGAUGAAGAAGACGAGGAGGAUCAUUUCAGUCACAGACGGCUCACAGGCGACUCUGGCAUCGAGGUGUGUCGCUGUCAUGUGAGGAGAGGGGAAGAGGAGCUGCAGAAAGGGCGCUUGGAUGAGGGGAAGGGGGAAGGAGCGGUGCAGGAAAUCGGAGAAGAUUCCCCCAUAUCAAAACUCAGUGUGCAAUCAUCCGUGUUGGAUCCGUGCAAAGAGGUUCCCUCCUCUCCCCCUGUCAUCUACAAGGCCGAUGAGGCCGUCAUCACUGUGGAGUCCUCCUAACCUGACAGCUCACAUGAGGUGGCUCAGUAGGCAGGAGUUAGAUGUUUAUGCUUUACAGCAUUUAUGUAAAUCAGGACGAAUAGGUGAAGAGUGGGCGAAUCACUGAAGAAAUCUCCUGCAGAUCUUACUGUAAUAGUAGAGAGGAGUCUAGGUGUGACUGAGAUUUCUGAUCACUUUGCAAACAAGGCACUCCCAGAAAAACUUGAAACUGAAUAUUUAUAUUAGAUGAGAGAAAUGCCUGGGUUUAUGACAAAAAAAUAAAUAAAAAUAAAUAAAUAAAAGUGAUUCAGUUAUCAUUGCUGUAGCAAUGAUAACUUAGCAGUAACAAUGGCUUUGCUGUUACCUGGCAUGCAUUGCAUGCAAAACCCACAACAGAGGUAUUCCUUCUCUCUUUCCUCUGUCUUUCAAUCUAUGAUACAGUGUUGCCCUCAAAGGGACAUUUUGACAUGGAAACCCCAUGUGUCUGGUUCUGGUUGGCUUUAGAGGCCUUUUAGGGAAGACGGGUGAGUUUAAGAGAUGAAUAGUGAUUAAAAAAAUUAUUAAAACUGUAAUAAUAAAGUUUUUUAAAAAGGAUUUGACUAGAGAUUUAGACUUUUGUCUAGAGAUCCACCAAUCAGCUUGACAGUCUUCCCUUGAUCUACUUUGAUUAGUGAAAUCAAAUAAAGAAUUUUUUUAUUUUUCCUGUUCUAUCAACUCCCGACCUUUUUGGCCAAUAAACAACUUUUUGAGUUCUCUUGCAUACAGAUACAGCCACAGAUUAGGGUGUUAUAUUGUAAUUCUUUCCUUGUUUUCUCUACAUUUUAAGCUUCUACCUCUAUAAAGAACAUGCAGAUUGUUUUAUUCUAUGUUUAAUCAGCUGUGACUGAUUCUGAAAUCUAGAUCUAUGAUGAUAUAGAAUCAGUCAAAAUUGAGAUCGGUAGGUCAGACCUCAAAGAAAACUUUAAUUGGGUAUGUGCUAUAAAAAGCUGUAUCUUUAAUGUUUAUUUUUUACAUUGUGGACAGCUGUGUGCAAAGUCAGACAGCUAAAAUUCAGCUGUUUUUGGUUAUUGAACAACUUUCGACUGUUUUAGAUUUAAUACGGCAAAAAUAUUGGGAUCCACUGCCUUACAUCCCACUGCUCAUUUCAUGUAUUAAAGUACAAAGCACAUUGUUAAGCCUGUUUAAACACUAAGAAAAAUAUUAAGGUUCUCUAGGGUGAAUCAUAGGAGUCUGCUGCUUCAAAAUAAACCUGGAUAGUGGGUGGUAUGUGUUCUUAACUUUCUUUCUACAAAGUUGGAUUAACAAAUACUGAACACAGACAUGCUAAAAAUAAAAGGUUUCACCAGCAUGCAUCCAGUUGCUUGUACAAGAAGCCAGAAAGCAGCAGUGUUUUAAAGCUUUCACAUCUUUAGAGUGGUAUUAUUGUGGUUCCACUUUGUUGUUCCAGACUGUUAGGUGUGCAUACUAUAAUUACCAAGUGUUUAACUUUGAAUUGAAAGUGUCUUGGCGUGUUUCCAGUAAACCGUUGCUCUUUUUUAAAGGCGACAUGAGUCUGUUUCCGCCAUGAACCGACUGUUGAGUUUUUAUAACAUUAACAUUUUAAAAUCAACUUUUGUCAACUGAUGAUGAAUGUAGAAAGUUUAUGCAUUCUGACAAGCAAAAUAUGGCAAGCUGCAUGGAGAGCUGCAUCAUGACAAUGCAGUCAGACAUCUGGGCCUGGUUCUAUGUCUUUCAGUAUUUUGUAAUGUUGAAUAUUAGAACUGAACUGAAAUGAAAUGAGAAUUUUUUUAUUUUUAUUUUCUGACCUUUGCCUCAUUUGAUUGAUGUUUGUAAAAUAAUGAGCUGAACACAGCGCAUGAUUUUUACCUGCAAAGUGUUUCCUUAUAUGCCUCACUGUUGCCAGGUACAUCAGUACCUGUCUACGGAUUGGUCAUAAGAUUUGUCUAUAUAGAAAAAAAUGAAACAGAAUUUCAAGUUUGAUCUUGACCUUUGAAAAAUAACCUACAUUUUGAAGGUGAGAAAAAGAAAACUAUACAUAAAAAGUUAAAACUCACAACUUUGAAAGAACCUACAUUUAAACACAAGGAAACUCCAAUUUUGAUUUAAAAUAUUUGUUUUGUUUUGACAUCCAAGACUUUCUUCAUUUCUGUGCUUUUCAAACAGUAUCUUGAAACAUACAUAUAGUCUAGCCCUGAUUUAACGUCAGCACAAAUUGUUCAAGUUUGAGACAAAAAAUUGUUUCAAAUCAAUCUUUCUGUGUAUUUGUUCUGCUAAUGGAAUAAUUGUCUUUGUAGUUCACUGACUAAAGGCCUCUUGACUGUGUCUACAUUGAAAAGCUGACUUGAUUGUCAGUUAAAAUUUAUGUUUUUCAUGUAAAGCUUCAUGAGCUGAAAAAGGAUUUUUUUUUUUAAUCUGUGUACAAUGUGUGGUUUGUGACUGUUCGUCCUCUGGACUAAAGAAAAUCUCCUUGUAGAAGUGAUUUGGUCUUAGUUGAUCAAAGUAUUUUGUGCCUAUAGAUGAAUACAGAUACUUAAUGAGCCAUUCUGUAGUUUCUACAUGCUUUCAUAAGAUUGUGAUUAGCUCUACUUUGACAGAUGUUUUUAAAGUGCUGAAAGUUUCUUUAUUUUGUGAGCUUUAGAAAGAUAAACUGUAUUUAGCAAUAGUACUUGCACUUUUUCCUUUUUCUAUUCCAUGCUGAUUGAUAGGACAUAAACUGUUAUAAACAUUUACCUCUUAAAAAAAGAUGUGUGAGCCAUGCCAGUUGGAGACUAUUUAUUCUUUGGCUGAAGGUUCCUCCCAAAUUCAAAGUGAGAUUAUGAGGUCUUACCUUUGAUUACCUUAUAUUUUUAUUUACAAGUCUAAGCAGCAUUAAUUUUGAGAUUAAAUAAAAACUAUUUAUCUGCAAUACUAUAUAUGGCCCUCAAAAACAAUGGUCAUCUUAUUAAAGAUGUGUAAAAAGCCUUUGGAAGAGAAACACCCCCCUGCAUCACACUUUCUCCGCCAUUAAUAGUGGGGAUGAAGAACUUUUUCACGUAUCCACCAUUUUUCAUGUCAAAGCACAAGGUUCCAGUUAAAAUGUCAGCAUAGUACACAUAUGGUGGUACUACAGAAAAUAUUUUUCUCAAAUUCUUCUUCUUCAAAAAAAACAAACAUUUGGGAUGUCGAAAGUUCUAAUGGUUAUGCAGAGGCUUUGUGACUGGGCAUUUAAAAAAAAGGUUUCUCUUGUCAUUCCCAUUUUAAAGAGAAAUGUUUCUCGCUAUCAUGGGAUAUUAAUAUCCUGGGGAAAUAUGAAGCAAUGAAUUUCUGAAUAAAAUGUCUUUAAUACUGAUCAAAAAGUGAAGAAUAGCUUAUUUCCAAAAAUGCUUGAUGCACAUUAAUUCCUCAUGACUUGUUUUUCUGUAAUUAAUCUUGUAACACACACACACACACACACACACCCCUGCACGCAACGCCUACAUGUGUGUGUGUGAUAAAGUAAUAUUACAACUUUUAAAUUUAAAACACAAUUUAAAGGUUGCAAUAUCACUGAUUAUCACUGAUGUGUAAUUACCACUCCUGUAAUAAAAUAUCACUUCUUUUUAAGGCUUUUUACACAUAUUUACUAGUGGCACCCACGAUAUUGGAGGCUACUUUAGGCUUGCAUGUUUGCUGUUCAGUAUCUAAAAGAUUAUAUGAAUGAACAAAAAUGCAAAGUAUGAUUGUGAAUUUUGUUUUAUUAUCCUUUUUUGUCAGUAAAACAUCUGUUAUGGGUAUUUUUCCCCCUAAAGGCCUUCUCUUUAUUUUGUUUUUAUCUGUUUGGCAGUACUAGAUUUGGUGAUUUGUUUGUGUGUUUUCAUUUUCUACUAUAUAAAACAAAACAAAAACAAUUAAUCUACAGAUUUAUUUAUUUAUUUUUUAUUUUUUGCAAUACUUAAACAGAUUUAAGAAAAAAAAUAUUUUAUUAAUUUACCUGGACAAUAAAAUCGGAAGAAAUCAGAAGAGGCCUUAUAGAGUUCUGUAAAAUACUAGUAAUUUGUAAACUAAAGGCACAAACUGGAGUCCCUAAGUCAAAGCCAAACACCCUGAAGUUCACAUCCUUUCUGCCUUUCCAGCAGCUACAAAAGCCCAAACUGUAAGCCAACGCCUGAUGCUAGACUGUUACCUUGCUUGAGUUUUGUGUGCCGAAGAGUCUGCAGAAGACUGUUUGCUCCUUCAUCUGAAGCCGUUUUCUUCUUCCUCUGAACUCACGUUUUUGCAGCUGGAUUACACCUAAACAUCAAACUGUUUUCCUUUAAGUCGUGCAGAAGUGAAACAGCAGGAAGCCUAACAGUAUCUAAAUGUGGCUGUUUGUGUAGUACUUCAGAUUAAUAUUAUUACUACAUGUGAUGUACUUUGAGGGUAUCUUUGUGCAACUCUACCUGCAGCUCCUCAGCGUGUUGUACGCAUGUGUGAGAGAGUUUUUGUGAGGCUGUGUUGUUAAAAUUGUUGCUUAUUGUAAGUAUUUAUGGUAGCUGUCAUAAUGUCCUUUGAGUAAAAAUACUCAGUUUCAUGUAUACCAAGUUAUUUUUUUAUAUCCUAUUAGAAAUUGUAGCUAUUAUGAAUGCAGGCCAUGUUUUUUAUUUUUGUCUAUUUGCUUUUCAGUGUCGGGUUUAUUCCCAUCAAAUACAUGUGAUCAACAAAAAUUGUUUUUGAUAAAAAAAAUAAAUGAGUUAAUAUGAUAUAAAAAUCAA